Messenger RNA from Geodia barretti, 843 nucleotides. The record is from the annotation of a GenBank genome assembly. NCBI's taxonomy places the organism in Eukaryota, Metazoa, Porifera, Demospongiae, Tetractinellida, Geodiidae.
AUGGCGAAAUACGCUCAUCCCGAGUCUCUGGUCACCACAGAAUGGGUAGCCGAGCAUGGCGGGGACGCAAACGUCCGGCUUGUGGAAGUAGACGUUGACACGGCGGCUUACGAACAGGGUCAUAUCGCUGGAGCCGUGGGCUGGAACUGGCAGUCCCAGUUGCAGCAGCCGGUGCGUCGCGAUCUGGCGUCGAAAGAGGAGAUCGAGCAGCUGCUGGGCGGCUCGGGCAUAGGCAACGGUACUACGGUCAUACUUUACGGAGACAACAACAACUGGUUCGCAGCCUGGGCUUUCUGGCAACUGAAAUACUACGGGCACGGCGACGUACGCAUUAUGAACGGAGGUCGCGCCAAAUGGGAGGCGGAGGGACGACCCCUGACCACCGAUACUCCCAGUUAUCCAGCCGCCGCCUACAGCGCGUCAGAUGGCGACCAAAGUGUCAGGGCGUACCGGGACCAGGUGCUGGCCCUGGUCAACGCGGGAAGCGUUUCCCUAGUAGACGUCCGGUCUCCGGCCGAGUUCAGCGGUGAGCUUCUUGCGCCGCCAACCGCUCCGCAGGAGGGUUCGCAGCGAGGCGGACACAUACCUGGAGCUGCCAACAUACCGUGGGGCCAGGCGGUAGACGAGGACGGGAGCUUCAAGUCGGCGGACGCCCUACGGGAGUUGUACGGCGGACACGGUAUUGACGGCGGGCAGGAGACCAUCGCCUACUGCCGCAUUGGAGAGCGCUCGUCGCACACCUGGUUUGUACUCACCCAGUUGCUGGGGAUGGAGAACGUUCGGAACUACGACGGUUCCUGGACUGAAUGGGGCAGUAUCGUUGGAGCCCCCAUCGAAAAGUAG